Seminavis robusta is the source of this 1071-nucleotide messenger RNA. The record is from the annotation of a GenBank genome assembly. NCBI's taxonomy places the organism in Eukaryota, Bacillariophyta, Bacillariophyceae, Naviculales, Naviculaceae.
AUGAAGCUUUCAAUCACUGCAUUCGCGGUUGUUUCCUGGUUCAAUGUGGGUGUGGCCUUGGACAAUGGCCCUGUCAUCGUGGAACGUGAUCUUCAGUUCGGAGAUGAGGAUUUUUUGGGAUGUCAAGUUGGAAACACUGGCAAUGGCAAUGGUAAUGGUAAUGGCAAUGCCAAUGGCCAAGGCCAUGGCCCUCCUGAUUUUGUGCUUGCAAAGUUCAAUUGUGACAAUCAAGUGAAACCUGGUCGGACCCUUCCUGUGCCAGAGGAGCACAUGUUUUUGAGGAUGGGGCUGAACAGGUUCUGUCUCCCCUUGUGUUUCAAAAGCAACACAGAUAGCUCUGUUACAAUCACCAAGGGUGCUGAAGGAUGGUUGUUGUCAGCAACUAAAAGAGGAAAUGGGAAUGGCCAUGGGGUCAAUAUGGAUGUUUUUCCCGUGGUUGACAAUUACUUUGCAGAGCUUGAUGCUGAUGACAUCAGUGAUGAAUUGUUGCCUGAAUUCACUCUUGCAGAUGCAUUGAGCCAUGAUGAUCGCCGUAACCUCCGAUCCAUCAGUCAGUUGAAGGAGCGUCUGAGCACCAAUGAUCAGGAUAAAACAACUGGCCGGUCUCUGCAAACUGUCUUUGAUGUUGUUGAAUUUGACAAUGUUGUUGAUAGUUACUUCUGUGCUGCCUAUGGAGGCAAUCCAACUAAUGCCCAGGCAAGGGCAAUCUCAAUUUUUGCUGAGGCUAGCAAGAAAUAUGAAGCUUUCAAUGUGAAGCUCAAGAUAAAGACUUUGGCCAUGUACUGCGAUCCAGGCAAUGACCCGAUUCGAUCCAUGAUCAAUAGCGCUGGCUCUUCUGAUGUUUGUAGUACCUCAAAUUGGCUCUUGGAGCAGUUUUCAAACUUUGUAGCCAACCAAGGCACAUUAUUUGAGGGUGACCUUGUCCAUCUCUUCCAUGGAUUUGACUUCACUGGAACCAGCACUAUUGGGUGUGCGUAUCUGGAUGUGCUUUGCAAUUCAUUCUACAGGACAGGUAAGGAAGAGUGCUCAGGACCCAAAUGCUUUCCGGGCAAUAUUACUUCACAACCUUAA